Messenger RNA from Cetraspora pellucida, 360 nucleotides. NCBI's taxonomy places the organism in Eukaryota, Fungi, Glomeromycota, Glomeromycetes, Diversisporales, Gigasporaceae. The record is from the annotation of a GenBank genome assembly.
AUGAUUAGUAAAGAUAAGACAAGCAGUAUUGAAGAACCUGAAUUUGCAUUAGGUUACAAAUUAUUUAUAAAAUUAUCAGAUGGAACUUCAUUACCUACAAAAUGGUUUAAAGAAUCAGUUAUUAUUAUAAACAAAUUUCUUUCAUCUAUCUAUAAUAAAGUUAUUUCAUUAACUAAAAAUACUGAUGUUUUGCCAAAUGAUUAUUAUGUAACUUUUAAAAUACAAAAAGAAGCGGGUGCCAGCACUCAAUUAGUUGAUGCACAAGAUUUCAUUAAGUUUAAAGCUGAAUAUUCAAAACUAACUGCAAGAAAAAGUGAUAUUGAAAUUUAUGUUACUAUUAUACAAUCUUUUGUUUCUUAA